AUGGAGGACUUCUUGAAUUUUGCAUAUUUAAUAGGCCAAUGGCAACUCCGUAAAGGAACCUCAGGGGAUCAAUCCAUAUGGGAUGAUAUGAAGAAUACCUUUGAAAAGUUGACGACCCGUAUACAGAAUGAUAAGAACGAGUUCAAAAAACUCUGUGAAAAGGUACACCUUCAGGAUACUACAGAAGGAACUGUGAAAAAAGAGAUCUGCAAAGCACUAGUACAAAUAAAGUUAUUCAUGAGUGGAAUUAAAGUACAAGAGGGGGAUGAAUAUGGAUUCGAGCUGGAGAAAAUAGAAGAAGUGGAGUCUUAUUUUAGGUGUAUGAUUGGGAUUGUAACAGCCUUAAAAUUAUUCAAAGGACAUAGCUGCCUGGGGGAAGCCGCUAAGUAUAUGGUGGACUCAUUUGGGAUUUUUUUGGAUGCGCGGGACAUGAAAGGUGAACAUGGGAAAUGUACGAAAUUUGAUUUCCAAACUAUACAAUUAGGAAAACAAUUCAUUGGGAAGGAAAUAGAAAAGUGGGUACAGGAAGCUAGAGCGAAUGUAGGGAUAAUAAGGAAAACAAAUGACUACAACGCAUGUAAGAAGAGUAAGGAAGGCGGCGGGGCCGGUGCCAAGGGGGAUCAGGACCAGGGGCUUUUUCGGAAGCUGUUAGGCAUAAAUAAUGACACGGAACUGGAGGAAUGGGCUAACACAGAGAACAGUUUAUCGGAGGAAGGUGCAAAGGAAAUAUUGAAGGGAGUGAACGAUGGGAAAAUAACGGACGAUGAUGAUCUAAAGAAUAAGGUCAAGGUCAAAAUUCAGGAAGAGAAGAAGAAAGCAGCAAAUAAAGCAGACACACUCUGUAACGACGAUAAAUUAUGUGAACGUGUCAAAUGUGUAACACAGAAAUGGAAGAAAAAUAGAGAAAGUGAAGGCGGGACUGUAGAAUGGAGCACAAUGUGGGGUGACGUCGUGACUCAAUUGGGGAACAUGUCUAAGGAAGUUAAGAAGAACGAGCCAAACGAAGCCGAUAAGCUAUGCGAUAAUAAUCAAUGGACUGGUAGUUUCUUAAAUGAAAAAGACAGAGAGGCUUGUAGGUUCAUUAACAGGGGAUUAAAGCACAUUAAUGGUGUUCAAAUAGAUCAGUCAGAUGUAAAGGACCAAAGCAAUGCUGAGCAGAAAAGGAAGGCCGCUGACAAUAGGAUGUUUAAACAAACCAUGUUGUGUGCUGUACUCAAUGCUUACGCUGAUCUUCUUAAGGAGAAAUCAGAAAAAAAGUGCCCUGUAGACGAGGGGAAAAUAAAACAAAUGUUUCAGAAAGGGAUUGGUCAGAUGAGUACUUGGUGUAGUGGUGGUAAUUGUCCCGAAUGUAGAAGGGACGUAACUUAUAAAGAUUGUACAGUAGGCGGCGACAACGGCAAUCAAACCAAUGUAGAGAACAAAUUGAAGACAAUGCUUGAAGGUGAUAAGGAAAUACAAAAAACUCUAACUUCCAUAAGUUCUAUAAAUAACUUCUGUCAACGCAUACAAUGCGUAACAAAGAAAUGGUUUACAAACAAUAAGAAUGGAACGAAUCCAACCUGGGAUAACAUGAAGAAUGACAUUAACAAUGAGGCCACAAACAUGUUUAAGAAAAUAUCUCAGGAUACCAGCAAAAGUAUUCCAAAUUAUUGUAGUUAUUCAGAUCCAAGUAGUAGAAGAGUUACGGACCCAGAGAUAAAAGCAUGCGAGCUUAUUACUAAAGGCUUAAAGCAUAUUUAUGGUAUUGGAAUAGAGCAAGAUGAUAUAACCGGUAAUAAGGAAAAAAUUGAUGAAAGUGAAAAGAAAAGGAAGGCCGCUGACAACAGGGAUUUUAAGCAAACUAUGUUAUGCUUAGUUUUGAACGCUUAUGCGGACAAAUUGAAGGAGGAGGUUAAAUCCCCCUGUGAGGUCAGUGAGAAAACAAUAGCACAAUCAUUUGAGGAAGGAAAUAAGGAACUUACGAAAUCGUGUAAGGGUAAAAAUAGUGAGAAGGGUCAUUGCGUGCAGUGUGAUAGGUAUGAUCAAUAUGCAGAUUGCCAAAUAGACAGUGAAAAGAUAGGGGACAAAUUGGAAACAAUACUCAGGAAAGAUGGGAACGUACAACAAACUCUAACUGAUAUAAGUACUAUAAAUAAUACCUUAUGUGAUCGCGCCCAGUGCGUAACAACACAAUGGACUAGGGAUAGGAGACAAGGGGGCCAAAGGAAAUGGGAGUAUCACAUUUGGGACGAUAAGGACAUGGAAAAAAUAUUGAAUGCCCUAUCUGCGGCUAUUGCUAAUGGAUACAUGAACGAAGAAGGUUUAUGCAAGAACAUUGUAGAUAAGGAUAAUACAAAUUCAGAAGCAAAGAAAUUAGCAUGUCAACUUAUUACUGCAGGAUUAAAACAUAUAUAUGGUAUUACGGAAGAUCAGGAGGGCACUACGGAGGAGCGCAAAAGAAAUGACAAAAUAUUUAAACAAACUAUGACUUGUAUGGCAUUAAAUGUAUUCGCAAGUGAAAUGCUGAAGGGAAGAUGUAAAAUCACGGAGGAAAUAUUAACACAAACAUUUGAGGACGGAAAGAGUCUCUACACCACUAUGUGUUCCAAAAGUAAUAAUUGUCAAAAAUGUGGGUGGGACAGUUGUGCAAAGCCUACUUUUAAUAAUAGCAACCUACGGGACAGAAUAAAAGAGGAACUCAAGAAGAAUAGGGACAUAACGCAAACUCUGAAUGCUAUAAAUAACAUAUGUCAGCCUAAACCUGCUGAAGUUGCCAAACCAGAUGCCACUAAACCACCAACAACACCAAUAUCAACAUCAGAAUCAGUUGGAAGAACUGACCCAUCAGCUGAGUCAGAUCCAGCAAAGUCCGCACCCGCACCAGCAUCACGUAACCCAAGUGCAGAAUCAAUAGGUAAGGAAGACAUUGUUGAUACAAGUAAAGGUGUCUAUGUUAAUGGUACUUUCCUUUCGUUCGAUGGCCCUCCAGCAGGCUCAAAGGAUGAUAGUAAGGAUGUUAAUGAACUUUUUCUGAGCACUAAGCACAAAUAUUCUGAUACAGGUGUUGAUGCUACUAUUGAUACGACCCCUUCAGGUACUACGAUUAUUCAUACUCCACGUACAGGAACAGACACCCAAACACCUGAAUCUUCCACCUCAAGUUCAAGUUCAAGCAGUUCUUCUAGUAGUACCAGCUCAUCCAGUCCUACUACUCAAGAUGUUGGUGCUGGUGGCACUGCUGGUGCUAAAGCUAACCCAGCUAACGAUGACGCUGAUAAAGGUUUAGCGAGUACCUCUCAGACUACUACACCUCAUGCUCCCUCUGCCACAAGUCUAGCUCCUGAUCCGGGUCCUCCUCUUGCACCUGUUCCUGGUGGUGAUGCAGGUGGCGGUAGUCAAGCAGGGGCUGGUCCAACUCUUCCGGUUCAUCCUGUUUCACGGAGCAGUACAAAAAUUCUUGUAACACCCAAGACUGCGAAAGUAGUGAACGUAAAGAAGGAAGGGAUGGACAACAUUCCUGAUCUCCUUACCCCAUACCUUCCUACCAUUCCUGUCUUCAUUGGUCUUUCUGCUAUGAGUUAUCUCCUUUUGAAGUAUUCUGCCUUUCUUGGUAAGAGAAGAAAACGUUACAGAAGAGCAAAUAAAAUAUCUGGUCCCUCCUUAGAACAGCAGAUUAUUGACAAUGUGGACGACCAGGCAGAUGGUCCACAUGUAUAUACCUUAGUAAAAAAACGCAAACCUCGUUCUACGCCCAAAAAAAAGAGCAAAAAACCUUCUGGUAGUCGCCGUGCUGGUCGUGGUGGUGGUGGUGUACGUCGCCGCAUGAUUAUUGAUAUUCAUUUAGAAGUCUUAGACGAAUGUCAAAAAGGGGAAUUACAUUCGACGAAGGAGGACUUUUUUGAAAUUUUGGUUGAGCAAUUUAUGGGAAGCGAAUUUAUAAAAAAACACUUUGUUCCUGAGGAAAAGGUUCCAAGUUCAGGUUCCGGGUUUAGGGAGGAAGACUUUAUUUCUGAGGAAGAAUUUCCUGAGUAA
This is a messenger RNA of Plasmodium coatneyi, 4011 nucleotides long. RefSeq names its product SICA antigen. Bases 1 to 4011 code for a protein of 1336 amino acids. Lineage: Eukaryota; Apicomplexa; Aconoidasida; Haemosporida; Plasmodiidae. The transcript is spliced from 7 exons. The record is from RefSeq and is a predicted model, not a curated record.